AUGUCACUUCACAGACCAACCAAGAAGGCAUCCAGCCGGGCUCUUGGCCCCCGAGGCCAUCUCAAGAAUCAGAACAACAGCGUGUUGUACAAGGUUGGAAAAAAGCUUGGAGAAGGAACGUUCGGCAUUGUCUACGCGGCCAUCGACCUAUCAAAUCAUCGGCUAGUAGCGAUCAAAUUUAUAUCAAUAGCGGAGGCCUUGCAUGGACAGGGGUUGAUACACCGCGAUAUAAAACCGGAGAACUUCCUCAUCCAUGGACCAGGCAGCAAGUACCCUAACAAAAUUUCCCUUAUCGACCCUGCCAUGGCGGAGAACUAUCGAUGUUCCAAGACCGAGAGACAUAUCCCCCCGUGCGAAGGCAUGGAUCUGGUGGGGACGGCUCGGUACAUGAGCAUCAAUGCACACCUCCGAAAGCAGCAGUCACGACGAGACGACCUUGAAUCCAUAUUCUACGUGCUCUUCUACCUCAUGAGGGGAGGCCUGCCAUGGCAAGGCUUAAAGGCGCCUACCAAGGAAGACAGACUCGACAAAAUUCUUGAAAUCAAGCAACAAAGGUCGGCCGAUAGCUUGUGUGGUACCCAGUCCACGAUGUUCGUCAAAUGCCUUGAGUACGUACGCGAACUGGGAUUCGAACAAGACCCGGAUUACGAUUACCUCAAAUGCUGUCUCACCAAAGCUUUGGAGAUGAAUGGAGAGGCCGAGGACGACAGUUGCCCCAAGAGCGGGAGAAUUCACUAUAAUGCAAAGGCGCAAGCAACACUUAACGAGAUAUCCCAGUUCGUGGGUCACUCUAUCCGUCAACUCAGGCGUCAUCAAAGGGAAGUAAAGAGGGAUUUGAGUGUGGGGAAACUAGGCGUCACCAGCCACAACAACCUAAAUAUUGGCUGCGACAGGCUUGAGAGUGCUCUGAAGUCUUACGACAAACUGUUGCGAGCCCUUGAAUAUGUGGCAGUGCUUUCAGAGAAAGCCAGUUGGGAAUUCCUUCGCAAGGCAAGCAGUGACGACGUUGUGGGCUUAAAGACAGAGUUGAAUGGGGUUGAAAGCCUGGUCGAGGACUGUCUAAAAUUGGUGGAACAGACCGACAAUGCGACUAUCAGUAUCAGUAGAACGUCUUUUGCAACAAGUCAAGACUCAGAACUGCCCUUGGAGGUCGAUGAGAUCUAUGCUCAUCCUGGGGAUGAGACUCACCAGCAGACCAGUACGACUUUUGAGAGUCGAGGAGGGAAAGGAUCAAGAAAUGAAGAAAGUCAAAGACCGGAUACAACUCAGGACAAGUCUCACGCCCAGAAACGGGGCCAUACGACUCUCAGCCCUGGACCGCGGCCGCAUAAACGACCAUCUUAUGAAAGUCUUUCUAGUCGGGCAGAUGACAGAUGGCCACAUGGAGAUGGGGGUUAG
Messenger RNA from Verticillium dahliae VdLs.17, 1398 nucleotides. RefSeq names its product casein kinase I isoform alpha. NCBI's taxonomy places the organism in Eukaryota, Fungi, Ascomycota, Sordariomycetes, Glomerellales, Plectosphaerellaceae. Gene Ontology annotation, biological process: signal transduction; peptidyl-serine phosphorylation. Bases 1 to 1398 code for a protein of 465 amino acids. Gene Ontology annotation, cellular component: nucleus; cytoplasm. The transcript has 4 exons. Gene Ontology annotation, molecular function: ATP binding; protein serine/threonine kinase activity. The record is from RefSeq and is a predicted model, not a curated record.